This is a messenger RNA of Vicugna pacos (alpaca), 1779 nucleotides long. The record is from RefSeq and is a predicted model, not a curated record. Lineage: Eukaryota; Metazoa; Chordata; Mammalia; Artiodactyla; Camelidae.
UAACCCAGGAAGAAAAAAAAUACCAUUUGAUAUCACUCAUAUGUGGGUUCUAUAAAAGAAAAGGAAAAAUGACCUAAUUUAUAAAACAGAAACACAUUCACAGACAUAGAAAACAAGCAUAUGGUUAUCAGACUUGGGAACUGAAUGGGAAGGGAUCAACUGGGAGAUCGAGAUUUGCAGAUAUGAAGCAGUACAUAUAAAACAGAUAAGCAAGGUUACACUGUAGCACGGGGAGCCAUACUUGUCACCUUGUAGCACGUUAUGGUGAAAAAGAAUAUGAAUAUCAGUAAAUGUAUAUUCGUGUAUGACUAAAGCACCUGCUGUAAACCAGAAACUGAUACAACAUUGUAAAUUGACUAUACUUCAAUUUAACAAAAAAUAAAAUAGACUGUCUAUAGAGCCACACACCAGGUAUGCCGCCACUCUGGAACGCGGAAGGAACUUCCGGUUCUUGCUUUCCUGCCACAGCCCUGCAGGGAAAGUGUCCCCUCACCCACCCAGGCCCAACUGCCCUCUGCCCCUCCCCCACUACAGAAGGUCCUGAGCCUCACAUUCUACUGUUUAAAUUCAAACUUCACCUGCCUUUGCUUGAAUUCUGAGCAUCUGCUGGAGCAGUUAACUCACUCUCUGGGUCCUCGUCUGCAUUUCUCUCAUUGAGGCUACCAGGCAGCGCUGGUCUGUGCCCACGCCUGUGGGAAUGGCUUUACAAAAAGCAUCUCCACUGCUGGGAACGGAUGUGCUCCUGAGCACUGGUGCCCCCCUGUCUCCAUUCAUGGCACUUCCCUCUCCCCCACCCGCUCCUGGCCCCCAACACCGGCCACCCUGGGAGCAGCACCUGCCACCCUCCUUGACCCCAUCGUUCCCUCCUGGCACCACCCUGCUGCUGCCAGCUUUCCCCACGACACCUUUGGUGGCUACUGGUGGCCAGGUCCCCACUGCCACUGGGCCUUGCAACAUCCCUGUCUACGUAAGAUCGGAAGUGAGGCCAACAGAGUUCCCUCCGAUGCAGAGCUUCGUUCUCCCUCCAGGGACUGUCACCUGGGGUGCACCAGGGGCCCUCAGUGGGACUACUUGCCCUGCUCCCCAAUCCUUAGCACCCCAAGUGACCACCCCAGCUGUUGGGGUAACUCAGGCUGGCACGGGAGGCUGGGCCCCCGGCCGUCCCUCUCAAGCUCCACCACCACCUGUACAGCUGGCCCCCAGCAUGCCCCCCAUCAACACCGGGCCAUGGCCACCUGGCGCAUCCAGGGACGGGAGUCUGGCCCCCUCCCAGUCUCAGCCACCUCAGGAUGACUCCUUUAGCUGCAACAACAUCUACAAGCACUACCGGCGUUGGCAGCGCUUCAAGAGCCUGGCCCGGAGGCACCUUCCCCAGAGCCCUGAUGCACAAGCUCUCUUCUGCUUUGUCAUCCCAGUGCUUCGAUCCCUGGCCCGACUCAAGCCCACCAUGACGCUGGAGGAGGGACUGCGGCAGGCCGAGCAGGAAUGGGAGCGCACAAGCAACUUCGACCGCAUGAAUUACUAUGAGAUGGCAGCAAAGUUCAAGGAGUUUGAGGCUGAGGAUGAAAUGCAGCCUCAGCACUUGCAGUGUAUGAAGGGGGUGCAGGGCCUGCCUCCUCCAGCCCCACCGAAGCUGGAACCGUGGGGGCCCCCAGCCCCAAAGGUGGGCCCACAGCCAGGCACCCACGUGCCCACUGCAGCUGAACACAAAGCCUGCGUGCCCAUGAAGGCCAGCCCCACGGCCAGAAUCAACCACCCACAGCCAGACAGAUCCUGGCU